CUGCAGGACCUGUGCAUCAUCAGAAGUCCUGCAGCUAUUGUAGAAACAAGUGAGGAUAAUACUGAAAAUGGCAGAUCAUGGAUAUAAAUGUUAUGUUCCAGGCUGUUCAGGGGAUGUGAGCACUUUCCAUACCCUUCCCACAGAAGAGAACUGUCAACAGGCAUGGUUGAUGUUUAUCUAUAACCGCAUACCGAAGCAAUUCAAUUCGAAGUUGUUAGUUUGCUCUGCCCAUUUCACCACUUUUUCAAACCUGGGACAAUAUCAAGCAGGCUUCGCUCAGCGUUUGAUACUGAAGAAGGGUGCAAUUCCAACUAAAUUGCCCUUACAACUGCUUCCACAAGCAAGUACAUCACUGCUCCUGCAUACAAAAGAUGUAGGUUGCCAAACAGAUGGUCCUAUUGUUUUAUCUAAGGCAACACAACUGUCCUUGAAUACAAUGAGGUCCCACCAUCAAAGCAAAGGUGUGCAGGUGACAGUGUCGUCUCAAAGUGUUUCGGUAGCUACCACAAAUACUGCAAUGCCAUGGCCCACAAUACAGCCAUUUACAUCGACACCAGUGAAGGCUGGAAGACCAGCCAAAAGAGCCCGUGUUGAAUUGGAGGAGGACAUGAAAAUCGGGAAUGUUUCCUCUUUAGCCACUGAUCCACAAGAUUCCAUUUAUGAUCCUGCACAGUCUGUUACAACUGAGACAGAAUCAUCAUGGGUUUCUGCCACAUCAUUGCCAUUCCAUAAGGAUGCUAAGUUCAUAGUUUUUGAAAAAUGCCUCCUUAGCCUGUUUGAGAGUUGUCCUGUUUGCACCAGGGCUUGUAAUGUGCACCCACGCAGAAGAGGGACCUUCGUGGCCAUUGACCAAAAGUGCCCCCACUGUGACUUCUUUAGACAGUGGAGGAGUCAGCCUGUCAUUGGCAGCACCCCUGUGGGCAACCUUCAGUUGUCUGCUGCCAUCUAUUUCAGUGGAGCUUCCUUUCCGAAGAUGCAAAAGGUGUUCAGGGCGAUGUACCUGAAAACGCAUACAUAUGAUGCUUUUAGAAGGCAUGCCAGGACAUACCUUGAACCUGCUAUCAUCCACAAGUGGAAUGAGGAUCAAAAUUUGCAACUGCGUUACCUGAGCCAGAACAAGAAUCUCAUUCUUGGUGGUGGCAUGCGAGCAGACUCGCCAGGACAUUCUGCAAAGUAUGGGUGCUACACCAUGAUGGACUUGCAGACCAACAACAUUGUAGACAUACAGCUGCUGCAGAGCAGCGAGCUAGGGGGAAGCUACCACAUGGAGAAGGAGGGCCUUAGAAGAAGCUUGGAUCGCCUGGAGGAAAGCGGUGUGAAGUUGGACUGCAUUGUCACUGACCGUCACCCCCAGAUACAAAAGUUCCUAAAGGAUCGUAAAAUCAUCCACUUUUAUGAUGUCUGGCACAUGGCAAAAGGAUUGUCAAAGAAGGUGGAGAAACUUUCCAGAGAGAAAGACUGUAGUUUGGUGAAGAAGUGGCAUAAGAGCAUCAUCAACCACCUGUACUGGUCUGCCACUAGCUCUGAAUCAGGACCAGAGAAGUUAGCCAAAUGGACCUCUAUCAUAAACCACAUUCAAGACAUUCACUCACAUACUGACCCAGCGUUCCCUAAGUGUCAACAUGAACAAAAGUUGUCUAAGGACCGUAACAAGUGGUUUCAACCAGGUUCGAGAGCACUGAAAAGGCUGCAUAAGGUCUUGAUAAACAAGAGAGUCCUUUCAGAUGUGGAGAAGCUGAGCCCACAUUACCAGACAUCAAUUGUGGAGUCAUUUCACAAGGUCAUCUUGCACUUUGCACCCAAAAAUAUUGUCUUCCCCUUCAUUGGAAUGCUAUGCAGGCUGUAUCUUGCAGCAAUGCACUUCAAUGAGAAUGUUGUCCAGCCACAAGGGAAACUUGUAUACAAGCUUCUCUUUCCAAAGGCCAAAAAGGGAGGACAAAACAUCAAACCAGUAAAGACAGAGUCAACAUUUUGCUAUGUCAUCAACUUGAUGGACUGUGUUUUUGAAGAGGUUUUCCGUGAUCCCCUUCCAUAUCUGGAUGCCAUACAGCAGAUUCCUGUGUCUUAUUACCUGUCUGCUCAGCAUGACAGACCUUACACAGAGAAAGCCAUUGCUGAGCAUGUGUCAUGUUUCAGUCUGAAUCCGAACUAUUGCCCUGCAGCAUCAGAAAACUCCCUUCAUAUGCGCAGCACCACACAUGUAGGGAUGACGACACAAACACUUCCUCCAAGGAAACCCCAGCACCAGCUGACAAACCACCUGUAGGCCAAAUGUCUGAACUGCCUGCAGGAACAGACGGAGAGGAAAGCACAUAUUCUUUGAUUUAUUAUUUAAUUUGUUAACAGGUUUUAUUGGGUGAAGUUUGUAUGAUGCUGAGGCACAAUAAAAGUGUUAUUUCAAUAAG
Molecule: messenger RNA, 2405 nt
Organism: Carassius carassius (crucian carp)
Lineage: Eukaryota; Metazoa; Chordata; Actinopteri; Cypriniformes; Cyprinidae
Exons: 11
Coding region: 68-2266 (732 amino acids)
Source: RefSeq, a predicted model, not a curated record